CUCGUUUUCCCUGGCCGAUCUGACAUGUUCCGCGGGUUGUACAUGUCCGCGGACAAUGGAUGAAUGAUCAAGAAAUGCAGGAAACUGGAGGUGAUUAGUGAGCGUGUCCGUACCAACCUCUCCCCAGCAAAAAGCAGAGGAAAAAGAAAGCAUGUAUAAAGAGGUACCUUGCGAGCAAUACAGGGUCCCCGAAAGUCAAGCAGAAACGUCCAGACCAGUGCCACCCCUUCACAAUGCGCCUCCUCCUCCCCUCCAUCCUCGCCCUCCUGGCAACGUCGUCUCCGCUCGUCCUCGCAAAAUGCACGACCUGCCCCUGCCGCCCAGACUCCCAUCCCAUCGCCGAAAAGGAUGACCUCCAGAUCUACACCUACCACGCCUCCCCCGUCCCGCUCACCUACCAAAACUCAACGGACCUCUCCUUCUCCCCAACAACAUUCACCCUCAUCGCAACAGACUCCGAAGCCGUCCUCGUCGACGCGCCCAUCACACCGGAGCGUGGAAAUGAACUCGCAGACUGGAUCGAGGAAACCGUCCCGGGCCGAACAAUCACGGCCGUCUACAUCACGCACGGACACGGCGAUCACUUUUUUGCCAUCCCCACAAUCCAGCAACGCUUCCCCGGCGUGAAGAUCCUUGCGACGCAGCAGGUGUAUGAUCACAUGGAGCAGCAGAUUGAACCGGAGUUCUUUGCGAGUUUUUGGGCGGCUCUGUUUCCGGACCUUGUUGCGCCGGUUCUUGAAGAUAUCACUAUCCUCGAAGAAACAUACCCGAGUCUAUCCUUCUACCUAAACAGCAACACUGGCCACGCCCACCACAAGAAACAGUACGAGCUCCGCGCGGUGGAAGUCGGCGAGGGCGACACGGUCAACUCGACCGUCCUGUACGUCCCCGACCUCCGCGCCGUCAUCACCGGCGACGUCGUCUACGGGCACUGCUACCAGUAUCUCGCCGAGAACCCUACGGCUGAACUCCGUGCUCAGUGGCUGGCGAGUAUCGACAAGGUUGCUGCGCUGAGGCCGAAGUACGUGAUCCCGUCGCAUGCGUUGCCUUCGGAGAAGUAUGGGGUUGAGCAUUUGAGAGAGACGAAGGAGUAUAUCCAGUUUUUUGAGAGGUUGUUGGAGACGACUGAGUCGUGGGAGGAGCUGGAGGAGGAGCUUGUGAGGAGGUUUGGGGAUCGCGAGGGGAGUUUUAUCCUGAGGUAUUCGGCGCAGAGUUUCUUUAAUGCGGCGUUUUAAGGUGGGGAUGUGAUGCCAGGAAGGGGGUUGUGAUGGGGUAGAGUUGUUAGCAAGCGUUGCUUAGCUGGUACAUUGUACAUAUAUACUCCAGUAGUGCAUAGUCUAUAGAUCCUUGUUUUGCUGAAUUGAUUCG
Molecule: messenger RNA, 1368 nt
Organism: Aspergillus calidoustus
Lineage: Eukaryota; Fungi; Ascomycota; Eurotiomycetes; Eurotiales; Aspergillaceae
Source: the annotation of a GenBank genome assembly